Molecule: messenger RNA, 4927 nt
Organism: Rhincodon typus (whale shark)
Lineage: Eukaryota; Metazoa; Chordata; Chondrichthyes; Orectolobiformes; Rhincodontidae
Product: protein Shroom1-like
Exons: 7
Coding region: 1-4566 (1521 amino acids)
Biological process (GO): actin filament organization
Cellular component (GO): cortical actin cytoskeleton; adherens junction; apical plasma membrane
Molecular function (GO): actin filament binding
Source: RefSeq, a predicted model, not a curated record
AUGGAUGGAUUGGAUCAGACAGAAACCACCACGGAUCACUUCUCUCCUGACAGGCUUACCGGUCACAUAGAUCCAUUCAACCACCAGCGUGGCAAAGGGGACUCUGGUUAUAGUUCCUUCUCUAUUUCAUUCAACACUCCAGAGUACUUGUCUCUAGCUCAUUGCAGUGAGAAUCCCAGGCAGUCAGGAUAUGCGUUCUAUCGGGGUCCUGAUUCAGAGACACUGCAACAUACUGACGCAGUAGUCUGCGAUGCUGGUGUUAUGAGCACUGAAGAGAGACCCGUGUUCCCGCCAAUGGAUAACUCCCAUAGGAAUGGUAAUAAUAGGAAGUUUAAUUGGUCAAACCCACCUCCUCCUCCAAUGCGCCAUGAUAGUUUCCUAGUUACCAAGCAGCAUAAUGAUCUUGGCAACAAUUACAGCUACGAUGGGUUAUGCCUUCCAACUGUGACCGAGAGGUCUUCAUUAAUUGAGAGCAAGACACAGGGGAUGACUAUUGGAAGUUACCACCAAUCUCAGGAGACCACAAACCUGCCUCCUGAUAAAGUUCCUUCUGACCUUGGACAAACCCAAACUCCAUGGUGUACUCCAACUUCAAACUUGACUGGUUUUGUGCCAGAAAAGCACAAUCACUCACUUGAAGGUGCUGUCAGUUUUCCUUCCAAAGGGACUGAUAAGGCAUCUCAGAACAACUCAAAUGAUUCACCUCCUUCCUUUGUCCAUCACAGUUUAGGUGUCACACAUGACUGUGCAGAAUCACAGCAACAAAUCUACAAUCUCCCAUUGGCACACGGAAUUAAACCAUGUCUUGUUAGACAGCAGCACCUCGAUCUAUCACCUGUAGUAACUCUUACUAGUGCUAGUGAAAGUAAUCAGACUGCAGUGCCAUAUUGUUACACCAGCAGCACACAUACAGAAACAUCCACAAGAGAGCCUUGGCCAGCAGAAGGUAUUUCUGGGCCUAUCCAAGCAAAGGACCUAGAGAACACUACAGAAGCAUAUAAAUCUGAGGUACAUUCUAAGCUUCAUGUAACUAGAGAUUGCAAAGGUAGAAGGGAAUCUUUGAACCCAUUGAGUACCAGCCAUUUAGUUCUUCAGUCACCUGGCAUGGAUUUGCAAUCCACGUGUGGAGAAUUUGGAUUUAGAAGGCAUAACAACACCAGCAGCAGCCAGAUCUUCUAUUGUGGACCCAGUGAAAAUUCUCACAACCCAAAACCACAUCCUACAGUGCCUGAGUCAGCAAUACAAAGCAAGUAUAUAAGCCAAAGGCAAAUGAGAAAUAGCAUAGACAGUGCAGGGUCUCCGAUACUCCCACAUUCAGAUACAAGAAUUAACCACAAUGCUUUAGCAAACCAAUUGUCUACGCCAGCAAGACAGUUAUGUACCGAUGGAGUAAUCACUGCUGAAAAUACUCCAAUGCUGCAUCGUCUUACCUUCGAAAGCACAAAUACAGCCAAAAAUGCAGCAGUAAAUACUAAUCAGAAAAGACAACUCACUGAGGAGUCAAAGGAUGCAUACAAUCAGAGGGACAGAAACCAAGACCUGCGCAGGGGUUUCCAGAGCAAACAGGAACAGUUUCACAAGUGCAAGAGUUUUUUGCAGCCCUCAGAUGAAUCUACCAAACUCAACCAAUUGAAUGAAGAACAUCCAGGAUCACCAAUUGAUUCUUCUAAAAUUGCUUAUAGAGACCAAGUGAAGCAUGCACAGACUAUGGUCCUGAGGGAGACCUCUUUUAAACGUAGAGAUCUUCAGCUUAGUUGGCCAAACCAAGCUAAGCAGAAGUCCACUCAGAGGCCAAGCAUCACACACUUACAAACAGCUUCUUUGACAGACCCAAGGCAUUUCCUUGAUGAUCCAACAACCACAAUGUCAUCAUCGCAAGUAUUACAUGAGGAUCUACCAGCUAAAUCGCUGGCUUCUGAGCACCAGACUGCCCGUUUGGGAAGCAGGAAAAGACUGACAUCUCAAGAGAAAAAGAUGUAUCAUUCGGUACCUGAAAAAAUAAAUCAAUUGGGUGUGGCAAAUGGUUCAAGAAAAUUCCCUCCUUCAUGGGAGCAGGAUGACAAUUUCCCAAACCCACAUGAAGAGAGGAGCAUUGUAGCUUCCAGGCAACAACUGUUUGAAACAACUUCCUUGGCAGCAAAUGCACCCGUUGCAUUAAAGCACAUUCAGCACAAGGCCUUAAUUGAGUACAUGGAACGUAAGAGAAGUCAGAGACCCUGUAGCACAGAACCCAUGUGUGAACAAAGCCAAAUGGGAAGGUCCAUCUCGCACAGGAGGUUUUCAGACUGGAGUUCCAAUGUAUGUUCCAACCUCAGCCCUGCCAAAGGGCAGAACAUAUCGCAACACAAGUCUGCAGAUAUGCAAUGGGAACCUUGGGAUGAUUCUUUGGCAAUGCCGGCCGUCUGCACCAAUGUCUCUCCCAGCAGCCAGUUAAGCCAGCCAUUUCAGAACCAUCACUUUCAAAAGCGGGCAGAUGACGUUAGUAUUUCUGGAAAGUUUGCCUCCACUGAUAAAUUACCGAACCAACCAAGGUCCGUUCAUUUUGUUGGGCGCCCAAGAUCAAAGUCAUCUCCAUUAUCUUCACAGAAGGAUCUAGCUCCUGCUCUAAGCUCAGAACCAUUGAAACAAAUGUGUAACAGCAGCAACACUUCCAGGUCUGUUUCUGGUAAAGUCAAUUCUGUAACUGAUCGGAUUUCUUAUUCAAAUUGUCAUGAAAAUAAGUGUAAAAACAUGGCCCCUAGCAAAAACAUCCUUGCCAGACAAAGAGGAAAGUCAUUGGAUGAAAUCCAGACACCAAGAGUCAGAAAUUCCCCAGUACUGAGCAGAAGUUCUGACCAGCUCCAUCACUCUGUGAUCGAUAGUGAAGUAGAAUCCCAAACUGGAAAUAUGGUGCAUCAAGAAAGGCCCAGUGGAACUCCAACUAAAUGGAAUAAGGUGGCGCUGGCAUUGAAAAAAGGACCUCCACCACUAUCAAGAUUACCUUCUCCCAAACAAGAGGGGAUUAAAUUGAAGCAGGAAGGCAUUAUGUUAGGAACUAACAAGAUUUCAGCUCUCACUACCUUUGAGACAGAUUCUAAAGUAAUCAAGGCUCAUAGAGGUUCUUCUGCAGAAUCCCCAACUUCUACAUCCCCAUCUCCACGUUCCAGGCUGCAAUCUCCACUGUGGAAUUCAAGAGACCAGGCGCAUUCCCUUUCCUCCCUGUCUUCCUGGAGAGAUGAUGUGUUUGUUGAGGAUUCUUCUAAAAUAUCUGAAAAUAGUAAGACAGAUCCUUGUUCAGCAGUUGAAAACUUCUCUGUUCAAUUCAACAUCUCACAACAGCAUCAUUCAAAAAGUUUUGAAUCUUCACCCACGGAAAUGACAAUGAGAAAAGAAACCAAAUCAGCGACACAAUCAACCAGAGGAAAGAAUUCACUGUCAACGAGGGAAUCUCUUCAACUAAAUCUUGAAGAAAAUGGUGAGGAAAAUCAUAACAGGUCUAUGUCAACAGUGUUGGGAUUCUCAUCAAACAGUUCAGACCUCGCUAUUGAAAGACCUGUGCCAAUCUUGAUGGCACAAGUUGCAAAGUCUGCUGAGGACAAAAGUGAGACCAACCAGCCUUUUCCAGUAAAGGACCGUCAAGACAAUGGGGAAGAGCCAUUUCCGCAGCUUUCAAAAGACCCAGGGUCCACAUCUGUCCAUGUAAGGGUGAAGACAAAGACUCCUGAAGACCUCAGAAUUGAGGAGCUUAUAAAGGAAAUUAUAAAUGAGGAUCAUACACUAGCAGAUGUCCUUGAUCCCAGCCCUACAGGGAAAACUAUAAUGGAUCUUGUGACAGAGUUGUUUCAAAAGGAUACUUCAGUGCUUGAGGCUUGUCAGAGGAGAAAGCAAAUGGACAGUCAGGCAAUGAAGAAGGAAACCAAGAAUAAAGACAAGCAAGAUAAUCGACUCCCAUUUUCAAAAGAAACAAAUCUCCAAUCUGAAAUAUCAGUGAAAAUCAAUCAAAAAGAAGAAAGCACCAAGAGUGAAAUGGAGUGUGAAAGUGAUGUGACAGAGAAGAAGAAGGAGUUAAUUAACACCAUUAAAUGUAAACUUCAAAAGCUUCAGGAAGCUAAAUCUGGUUUAAGUGUGGAUAUCAAAAGAAAUAACACGUUAGGUGAUGACAUCCAGGUCUGGGUGAAUGAAGUCUGCACACCUAAUGAAGUCCAGAAAUACAAGACCUUCAUUGAGGAUCUGGACAAGGUGAUGAACUUGCUGCUGUGUCUAUCUAGCCGUCUGGUGCGAGUGGAAAGUGCCCUGAGUAAAGUCAAUGAGGCCACCGACGUGGAAGAGAAGCAAUCAUUGAAUGAAAGGCACCGGACACUCUCUCGCCAGCAUGAAGAUGCCAGAGGACUGAAGGAACAUCAAGACCACCGGGAACGAGUGAUCUUCAGUAUCCUAACAAACUACCUCACCAAGGAACAGCUUCUGCACUGUGAACAUUUUAUCCAAAUGAGAAAAGCUUUACUAAUCAAACAAAAAGAACUUGAAGAAGAUUGCAAACUAACUGAGGAGCAACUUGAAUUUUUUGAAAACACCCUUCAGAUAUGAUUUCAUUUUGCUUUCUUUUGAAACUGAUUAUUAGGUUCCCAAGAUGACUCCCAUUAAUGUUGAAAAGUGAUUUAUUAAUCCAAGUCACAUAGUAGGUUAAAGCAAUUCAUUCCAAAACUAGCUAAUAUUACCUGUAUCCUGAUUGUUUCCAUGUGAAAUAACUUAAAAUGGAUAAUUAAAUAGAAAUGAAUUGAGGCUACGCUGUAGAGUUAGAGCCAGCUAAUAGCAGAUUGUUGGUUCCUGAUAACUAACUGAAAGCUUUUGUUUAUCAUGUUGAUGAUCAUCAACCACAACAGCCCAGAUUUUGCAGUCAGUGUCAAAGCAUUGGAACUUGUCAUUAAACUGGAAGAAAGUUCACAAA